Uloborus diversus is the source of this 2823-nucleotide messenger RNA. Its product is annotated as dyslexia-associated protein KIAA0319-like protein. The coding region runs from base 1 to 2823 and encodes 940 amino acids. Gene Ontology annotation, cellular component: cytoplasmic vesicle; plasma membrane. The transcript has 2 exons. The record is from RefSeq and is a predicted model, not a curated record. NCBI's taxonomy places the organism in Eukaryota, Metazoa, Arthropoda, Arachnida, Araneae, Uloboridae.
AUGUUAAUAGUGAAUCCUCAGUUCACUCCACAAGGCAAUUUGUCUGCUGGAACUUAUAAGAAAAUCAACAAUGCUAAAACUUUAACCGACUGCGUUAAUGCCUGCUGUGAGGAUGAAACUUGUAAUGUUGCAUUUCUCUUCGAAGCAUGUUAUUCAGUUCGAUGUGAUAGUCACAAACUAUGUCAGCCAUUAAACAGAUCAGAAAAGGAAUUUGAGAAAUCGUAUGUUGUUGUGAUUCGAUACCCUGAAGAAAAAUAUUUCCAUGAAGAUGAAAUAGUUGAUGACGAUGCUCAUGAAAAAAUAUUUCAAGAUAAUUACCGUGUUGAUUUAAAAGAAACUAGAGGGCCUCUGCUUAAUCAAGACACAUCGACAACAGUGGUUUUUACUCCAACAUCAAAGAAUUGCGUAUAUGGAACCCAUCAGUGCCCAGAAUACGAAGAGUGCGUACUAAAAGCCCAUCACACGCUCAUUGGAAUUUGUUCUUGCAUAGAUGGUUAUGAACGUCAACAAGGAAAAUGUAAGAAAAAGCAUCUUCAACAAAUUAUGAUUUCUUCAAUUGUUUCUAACCCAGAUUUAACAUCAAGUAAAAACUUUACAGCAAUACCAGUGUCUUCUACAACACCAUCUGUGCAACGUUUAGUAGUUUCAGCUGGGGACAAUGUAACAUUGCAGCUACCUGAAAACGAAGUAACUCUUCCAGCCUAUGCAUUAGAACAGCAACAAGGUGGAAUGGAUACUUACAAAUACGAUUGGAAAUUGAUUUCUCAUCCUGAAGGGGAUGAAACUGGCACAAUGCAAGGCCAGAAUACCAAGAACUUAAAACUCUCUAAGCUGAGAGCUGGAAUUUAUACUUUUAAAGUAACCGUGUCGUAUGCCAAUGCUCUUGGAGAAGCUAUGGUUCAUGUGACCGUUUUACCUCCCGAGCGGAAAAAUAAACCUCCUGUUGCUAUUAUCCAUCCCUCUAAUGUCACUGUGAAGCUACCAAAUAAAGAUACUGUUUUAGAUGGCUCAUUUAGCACUGAUGAUGACAAGAUAGUCAAAUUCCAGUGGGAGGUUCUAGAAGAGCCUAUUGGGUUUUCUGUAUCUCUUGAUGAAACUCCUACUCUUCAAUUGAGGAAUUUAACACCUGGAUUUUACUGCUUUAAGUUAACAGUUACGGAUUCCAAAGGAAAAUCAAAUUUCACCUUUGCCAAUGUGACAGUUCUAAAAGAAACUGAUUAUCCACCUACUGCCAACGCACAAUCUGAAGUUGUUGUAUUUUUACCGCAGAAUGAAGUAACAUUGAACGGCAACCUCAGCACCGAUGAUAAAGGCAUAAAAAGUUGGGAAUGGAAAAAGAGCGCGGAUACAGACACAGCAGUUGAUAUGGAAGGAACAAAUGGUCCUUAUUUGCACCUUUCUCAGUUGGAAGUGGGAGUCUAUAAAUUCAUUUUGAAAGUAACGGACACUGCAGAUCAAACAUCCACUACUGAAGUACACGUGUUUGUGAAACCUGAAACUAACAAUCCUCCUGUUGCUAAUGCUGGUCCUGAUCAGAAGUUAACUUUACCAUUACAAGGUCCAAUCAUUUUAAAUGGCAGUGGUAGCAAAACUGACGCCAAAAUUUCUAAAUGGAAGUGGGAGCAAGUACAAGGGCCAAAAAAUGCUAUUAUAUCCGAUGCUGAUGCUGCUAUUGCUAAGGUUACUGGAUUGAUACCUGGUUACUAUCAGUUCAUGUUAACGGUGUAUGAUGAAAAAUUUACUCAUUCUUCAGAUACUGUCAACGUUUCUGUGAUUCAGUUUGAAAAUAUGCCACCAAGAGCAAAUGCUGGAGGUGAUAAAACUAUUUAUUUGCCAUGUGACGUCAUAGUAAUGAAUGGAAGCUCUUCGUUCGAUGACAUUGAAAUUGUAAAGUACCAGUGGACGCGAGAACCUGCAUCAUUAGCUGCUGGAUACAUUUUAGAGAAUUCCGACCAAACACCUAACCUGAAGAUGGCUGGUUUAAUAUCUGGACGGUAUUUGUUUCGAUUGACAGUAUUUGAUGUCCAAGGAGCUUCUUCAUACGAUACUGCAUCUUUAAUCGUUAAACCGUCAAGGAAUCUUUUUAACCAACUUGAAAUGAAGAUAAAUGUAGAUAUUGAAAGCUUCACCCAAGAACAAGAAGAUACACUGUUAAGGCAAAUGGAAAUUUUAUUGCACGACGUGGAUCCAGUGAAAGUAAAUUUAGAAAAACUUGAUUCUGAUUGUCACGGCAAAAGAGUCGUUUUGUUGUUUACCGUUGAAAGAAUCUCAAGUCUUCAAGGUGGCAUCAUUCGUGGUGUUGAUGUAGUAUCUCGUCUUAAGAGAAAAUUGCGUUUCGAUAGUUCGCUGCUGGAUGUAGAAGUUCUUUCAGUUGAUACAGUUGUAUGCCAGAGCAAUUGUUCCAACCAUGGGAUAUGUGAUCCAUAUACCAAGAGUUGCGUGUGUGAUGCAUUCUGGAUGCAAGAUGUGUUUCGGUACAGCUUUGGGGACAGAGAAAGCAACUGUGAUUGGAGCAUUUUGUAUGUUGUCGUUGUCUGUUUCACUACUGUCGUUGCAUUAACUGGAAUGCUUUGGGGUAUAACCUGUUUUUGUGCGAAAAUAAUUUUUCAGAAGUCAAGGAAACGCUAUACUUUACUAGACGAUUUCAAUGGUCGAGAAGUGGAAAGGGCAAAUUUUUCUCCACGAAGUAAAAACCAGAGAAAAUUGAUGAUUUCUGAUUCUGAAUCGGCUGCAGAUUUUGAAUCCCAGUACAAGCCAUUAUCUGUGAAGUCAAAUGGUAUACUUAGUGGCAUUGUAAAAAGUUCUCAUGAAAUAACUGCAUAA